CGUAUUACCGGAACAAAACUCUCCCUUUUCGUAUCACAUCAAAACUGUACCAUACAUGACAUAAUUACCUAUCUUUCUAUAUUGUUUUAUUUGUACAUGCGUUAAAUUCUCCUAAUUAAUUCGUCCUAUGCUAUUAUGUGUAAAUUGUUCAAUAUUAAAUAUCGUUUACUUUCAAAGUAUUUGUCAAAUUCAUUGUACCAACAUAAGUAUCAGUGUGAUAAAAUAAUAUAUUAUCACCCUUUUUUCUCAAUUAUUCUACAAUUACAUGGGUAAUCUGUUUUCUGAGAACCAGAAACAAACGACGUUUCAACUGGAUGAUAUGGGAGUAAAAGAAGAGACCAUAGUUAACGGAGGGACGGACAACGGAUUCGACCUGAUUAACAGAGAUCCUAAUAGCAUUAACAGCCAUGUUAAGGUUGCCUUUGAAGAUAUCUUAGGAGAACCAGACAGUGUACACAGUUUAAACUGUGUUUGGAAGUUCUCGUAUAUCUGUUUCAACUUCUGGCAAAGACUUUGCUACAUCAUCUUGACCACGUGUUGUGGUAUAUGUAUUGCCGCUCAAUGGGGAUGUGAGUUUGGAUACAUAGCGUUCAGUCACGUGUGGUGUAUUACUCCCAUGUUCAAAGUUAUGGAGAUCAACUGUGGUUGUCUACAGAGAAUAUAUGGAGUCUGUGUCCACUGCUGCUUUGAUCCGCUCUGUGAAUCAUUCGGACUUCUCUUUGGUAACUUUAGAAGACCAUACCAGUAACCGUUUGCAGAAAAAUGGAAAAGAUAAAAGUGAAACUUUUAAAUUUAUAUUCAUCAUAUUAAUUCAUUCGCAGUAGCACAAAACGGGGUAUACACUAAAUACUUUGUUCCUUUGGUAACAAAAUUCAUUGAAGUCCAUAUUAAACUAUGGAAUGGAUAUCUGUCAAACAAUGGAAUAACAAAAAUAAUUCAGUGCUAAAAAAUGUACGUAAGAACUGUUGUGUUUGUUUGACCAUUCCUGUCUCAUCGAGUUGAACAUUUCAAUGUUGUUGAAGAUCGCAAUUUGCCUGUUGUAUUGAAAUGCACCAUUGAUGUUUCAAGAUGAAGUAUUGUUUAAUGGCAUUUAGCCUUUAUUAUUAUUAUCUUAUUUAAGAAUACCCAUCUACAUAAAAAUAUUAUGAUGAAGUAUGCCAACGCCGUACAUCUAAAAAUAGACUCAUGUUUCACAGUGAGCAGGAUACUUGUUGAUCUAUUUUUUUCUAAAUAUUAUUUAGUUUCAUUUUUACUGUCUUUUAGUUAUUUUAUUGCUUUAAAUUUCAUUUCAGAGUUAACUUUCUUUGUUUUUGUACAGCGAUCGAAAAUUUUGAAUAGGUCUCGACGCAAAAAGCAAUGAAAGUAAACUUAAACUUUAACUAAAUAUAAAUAGAAUGUAAUGAAACUCUCUCAAAAUGUCGACUAUGAUGCGCCCUCGUUAUCAACUAAUAAGUCCAUGACGAAGACAAGCAAAUCUUAAGAAUCAGGAAAACAUACAUGGUUCAGUAGGGAAUAUUUGAAAUUGAUUGAGAAGAUAAUUUGGAAUUAUCUUGUAAUUUGGAAUAAUCAUAUAAUUUGUGUUUAUUUAAUUGAAAUAUGAAACAUACGUUUUUUGCUUAUUAUCAAUUUUGUAAUUCAGUUUCAAAAUGAAAUAAAUCAAUCAUAUAGUC
Messenger RNA from Mytilus trossulus (common blue mussel), 1670 nucleotides. Its product is annotated as caveolin-3-like. The transcript is spliced from 2 exons. Lineage: Eukaryota; Metazoa; Mollusca; Bivalvia; Mytilida; Mytilidae. Gene Ontology annotation, molecular function: molecular adaptor activity. The record is from RefSeq and is a predicted model, not a curated record. Bases 266 to 748 code for a protein of 160 amino acids. Gene Ontology annotation, cellular component: caveola; plasma membrane. Gene Ontology annotation, biological process: caveola assembly.